CCAAAGAUGGCGGAGGAGGAGGAGGCGGCGGCGGCGACGAGCCACCCGCGGCUCCCGGAGCUGCUGGAGCAGGGCUGGCAGCUGCUGGACGAGGUGGAGGCGACCAGCGAGCCCACCGGGUCCCGGCUGGUGCAGGACAAGGUGAAGCUGGGGCUGAGCCUGCUGGACCAGGCCGCCCGCAUGGUCGACCAGCUCGAUCUCUUCAGCCGGCACGAGGACCUGGAGGAGGUGGCGUCGGCGGACCUGAAGUACCUGCUGGUGCCGGCCCUGCGGGGCGCGCUCACCCUGAAGCAGGCGGCGCCCGGCCAGCGGCUGGACCAGGUGCAGCGGGCCCGCGGCCACUUCGCCGACUUCCUGCAGCGCUGCCGGGACUACGGACUGAGCGCCGCCGAGCCCGCCGGCCGCCCCGCCGGCCCGCCCGGGGCCCGGCCCGACCUCGUGGCCGCGGCCACCCACAGGCAGGCCAAAAUCCAGAGGUACAAGCAGAAGAAGGAAGCGGAGAGCCAGCUGGCGGCCCUCAAGGAGGCGGUGGCCGCGGGCCGGGCGGACGAGGAGCAGGUGCGCGCCUACUAUCUGCUGCACGUCCAGAAGUGGGUCGGCGCCAGCCUGGACGAGAUGGAGAGCAUCGACCAGGAGGCCGAGAUCCUGAGGGGCCGGGACCAGGCCGGGCAGCAGGCCUCCACGUCGCACCCGCCCCGGCCGGGCCGCCCCCCGAUGAGACCGUUCGUCCUCACCCGGGACGCCGCCCAAGCCAAGGUCUUCGGCCUCGGCUACCCGAGUCUGGCCACCAUGACGGUCAACGAGUGGUACGACCAGCACGAGAAGUGGGGAGCCCUGCCCGACCAGGGGGUCCCCCGGGCCCCGGCAGGGGCGGCGAAAGAAGACGAUCGGGACCGGGAGAAGGAGGAGGAGGAGGAGGAAGAGUCGGAAUCGUCCCUGCGGAAAGCCCGGGGGUGGGAUGAGUGGAAGGACACAAAUCCCCGUGGCUAUGGCAACCGCCAAAACAUGGGCUGACCCCCCGCCCGCUCCCGUAAUUCCCUCCCGCCGCCAACCCCGGGCCGGGAACGGCGGACGCCAUCCCGGCCGGCGGCGGCGGGAAGGGCCUGCCCGUCGGAUUUAUUUAUUUUCUAGGUCCGGAAUAAAGUCCCCGCCGUGGUAGCCCUC
Tachyglossus aculeatus (Australian echidna) is the source of this 1164-nucleotide messenger RNA. It is a transcript of the gene IGBP1, whose product is annotated as immunoglobulin binding protein 1. The record is from RefSeq and is a predicted model, not a curated record. NCBI's taxonomy places the organism in Eukaryota, Metazoa, Chordata, Mammalia, Monotremata, Tachyglossidae. Gene Ontology annotation, biological process: regulation of signal transduction; regulation of dephosphorylation. Gene Ontology annotation, cellular component: cytosol. Gene Ontology annotation, molecular function: protein phosphatase 2A binding. The transcript has 6 exons. The coding region runs from base 7 to 1014 and encodes 335 amino acids.